Messenger RNA from Penicillium cinerascens, 1893 nucleotides. It is a transcript of the gene tom70, whose product is annotated as putative mitochondrial outer membrane translocase receptor (TOM70). Gene Ontology annotation, biological process: intracellular protein transport. Lineage: Eukaryota; Fungi; Ascomycota; Eurotiomycetes; Eurotiales; Aspergillaceae. The coding region runs from base 1 to 1893 and encodes 630 amino acids. Gene Ontology annotation, cellular component: mitochondrial outer membrane. Gene Ontology annotation, molecular function: protein binding; protein-transporting ATPase activity. The transcript has 5 exons. The record is from RefSeq and is a predicted model, not a curated record.
AUGUCGAGCGAGUCGCCAUUACCCGCAACACCCACCCAGGUGGUGUUGGAUACUGCGAAGCUUCCCCCUUCGUCAUCACAGUCGGUUUGGGACCGCAUCACCAACUGGGUCUCUGAGAACAAGGCUGUCGUCUAUACCAUUGCCGGUGUUGCCGUCGUCGUGACUGGCGCCGGUGUUGUCUACUACCUGUCCGACUCGAAGAAGCCCAGCGGCGACGCUUCUUCCUCCGCGCCGAAGAAGAGCAAGAAUCAGCGAAGGAAAGAGAAGAAGAAGGCUGAGGAGGAGAAGAAGAAGACCAAGUCUGCUUCCGUGCAGGAUGAGCCUGCCAAGAAGGCCGAGGAACCCGCCGAGGAGAUCCCCGAUGUCGAUGAGACCACCGUGGGUCAGUUGUCUGAGGAGACCCGGAAGGAGUAUGCUGGCAAGCUGAAGGCCGCCGGUAACAAGGCUUAUGGCUCCAAGGAUUACAACAAUGCGAUUAUCCUGUACGGCAAGGCCAUUAUUUGCAAGCCCGACCCCGUUUUCUACUCGAACCGCGCCGCCUGCUAUAACGUGUUGUCUGAGUGGGAGAAGGUUGUAGAGGAUACCAGUGCCGCGCUCGCGAUGGACAGCGAGUAUGUGAAGGCCCUUAACCGAAGAGCCAUCGCGUACGAGCACCUCGGCAAGUUCAGCGAGGCCCUCCUCGACUUCACCGCCAGCUGCAUCAUCGAUGGAUUCUCCAACGACGUCAGCCGCAACUCCCUCGAGCGUCUGCUGAAGAAGGUCGCCGAGAAGAAGAGCAAGGCUAUCUUGGAUGCGCGCACCAAGAAACUGCCCAGUGCCACCUUCGUUUCCAACUACCUGCAGAGCUUCCGCCCCUUGUCUCUUCCCGAGGGCCUGGAGGACUCUGUUGAGUUGAGCGAGGACUCGGGCAAGGGUCUGCUUCGCAGCGGUAUGGUUGCCAUGGGCAAGAAGACCGCUGAUGGCUAUGAGGAAGCUGCCUCGUCCUUCGAGAAGGCAAUCCAGGCCGGCGACCUGGAAGACUUCGAGGCCCUGGCUCUCAACAUGCGGGCUACUUUCACAUACCUCGGUGGCAACGCUGCUGGUGCUCUUGAAGACCUGAACAAGAGCGUUGAGCUGCAGCCCUCUCUUGUCCAGAGCUACAUCAAGCGCGCCAGCUUGCACCUGGAGCUCGGAAACAAGGAUGCUGCCGCCGACGACUUCGAGCUUGCCAUCACCCACAACAAGGAUGACCCCGAUAUCUACUACCACCGCGCUCAGCUCCACUUCAUCCUGGGUGAGUUCGCCGAAGCCGCCAAGGACUACCAGAAGUCGAUCGACCUUGACCGCUCCUUCAUCUUCUCUCACAUCCAGCUCGGUGUUACCCAGUACAAGAUGGGCUCCGUUGCCUCCGCCAUGGCUACCUUCCGCCGGUCGGUCAAGAACUUCGAGGAGGUUCCUGAUGUAUACAACUACUACGGUGAGCUUCUGCUCGACCAGCAGAACUACUCCGAGGCCAUCGAGAAGUUCGACAAGGCCGUCGAGAUGGAGAAGCAGAACAAGCCCAUGGGCAUCAACGUCCUCCCCCUGAUCAACAAGGCUCUGGCUCUGUUCCAGUGGAAGCACGACUUCGCCGAAGCCGAGGCCCUUUGCGAGAAGGCACUCAUCAUCGACCCCGAGUGUGACAUCGCUGUCGGCACCAUGGCCCAGUUGCUGCUCCAGCAGGGCAAGGUCUCGCAGGCCCUCAAGUACUUCGAGCGGGCUGCCGAGCUUGCUCGCACCGAAGCCGAGAUCAUCAACGCCAUCUCCUACGCCGAGGCCACCCGUACCCAGCUGGAGGUUCAGGAGAAGUACCCGCAGUUGGCCGCUCGCCUGAACUCCAUGGGUGCCAUGGGUGCUGGCCCCGGUGGCAUGUAA